AUUGCUACAGGAACCAAAGCUGUGGAGAGCAAGAAGCUCCCGCUCGCAGGUGUGCGAGUACUGGAUAUGAGUCGGGUCCUCGCAGGGCCAUACUGCACACAAAUUCUGGGUGAUUUAGGAGCGGAGAUAAUCAAGAUCGAACACCCCAUUCGAGGCGACGAUACCCGUGCCUGGGGUCCACCUUUUGCAGCAUACACAGACGGUCGAGCUGGCAAUGGCGAAAGCGCAUACUACCUUUCCGUCAAUCGCAACAAGAAGUCGCUCGGUCUCUCUUUCGCCCACCCGGAAGGUGUCGAGAUCCUCCACCAACUCGUGCGAGAUUGUGACGUGGUAGUAGAGAAUUACCUCCCCGGCUCUCUGAAGAAAUACAAUCUCGACUACAAAUCAUUGCGCCAGAUAAACCCGCGCCUCAUUUAUACCAGUAUCACGGGAUAUGGACAGACGGGUCCCUACAGCAGCCGACCAGGUUUUGACGUGAUGGUUGAGGCGGAGUUUGGUCUCAUGCACCUGACUGGUACUCGAGAUGGGCCACCUGUGAAAGUCGGGGUUGCCGUGACGGAUUUGACGACGGGGCUAUAUGCGUGCAACUCCAUCAUGGCGGCUUUGUUGGCACGGGCGAACACGGGAGAGGGACAGCACCUCGAUGUGUGCUUGAGUGAUUGUCAGGUGGCGACGCUUGCUAAUAUGGGGGAGUCGGUGUUGAUUAGUGGGAAGAAAGAUUCUGGGAGGUGGGGUACUGCUCACCCUUCCGUAGUUCCAUACCAAGCAUUCAAGACGGCUGACACGGAUAUCUUUGUUGGGGGCGCCAAUGACCGACUAUUCGGAAUACUGUGCGAUAAACUCGACAGGCCGGAGUGGAAGACCGAUCCACGCUUUAUUAGCAACAGUGAUCGUGUCCAUAAUCGAUCAGAGCUCGAACCGUUGAUUGAGGCUGAGUUAAUGAAGCAAACAACGAAAGUGUGGCAGGAUCGUUUUGAAGGAAGUGGGCUGCCCUUUGCGGUCGUGAAUGAUGUUCAAGGAACAAUGAAUCACGAGCAUGUACGUGCUCGUGGAAUGGUUCAAUCCAUUGAUCAUCCUGCUUGUGGACCGAUCAAGGUCAUCAGCCCUCCCGUCAAGUACUCGAAUGCCGAGCCUAGUAUUCGGAGCCCACCGCCUCUUCUGGGUGAGCAUACUGAGGAGCUGCUGAAGGUCAUUGGUUUUGAUACUGCUCGAAUUGGGGAGUUGAAGAAGAAAGGGGUCGUUGCAUAG
Penicillium pulvis is the source of this 1248-nucleotide messenger RNA. RefSeq names its product CaiB/BaiF CoA transferase family protein. The annotation marks the transcript as partial. The transcript has 6 exons. The record is from RefSeq and is a predicted model, not a curated record. Lineage: Eukaryota; Fungi; Ascomycota; Eurotiomycetes; Eurotiales; Aspergillaceae. Gene Ontology annotation, molecular function: catalytic activity.